AAACUUCACUCGCUGAAACAAAAAGUUUACCGCUGUGCCUAUAACAAAUGCUGUCAAGUUGACAGUUCUCAAAGUCAUUAUUACGUCUACUGUCAAUAAUCAAAGCUAAAUGUCAAUUCUUUCUGUUUAUUUUAAUGUGCAUUUUGCGUAAAUUACUUGAAACACAACAUAAAAAUAAGAGAAACUUAACAAUAAACUUACAAAAAUUGUGCUGUUGUAAUUCAGGUUUUCUAAAUGGAUGAUGACGACGUUCCAUCACUCUCUGCUGAGACAUUUGCAGCACUCCAAGAAUUUUAUGCAGAGCAAAAUAAACGAAAAGAGAUCUUGGAGAAACUAGAGUCACAGAAACAGUUGAAUGAAAAUAUAAUAUUUGAAGAAAAUUGGCAAUUAAGUCAGUUCUGGUACAAUGAUGCAACCGUGCAGGCACUGGUGAAAGUUGUUGACAAAUUGUUACCAUGCAAUGGGAAGGUGGCACUUAUAUCCUGCCCCACACUGUUUGUGCCAGUCAAGAGGCAUCUUGGAAAUAGGGCAAAUGUAACCCUUCUUGAAUAUGACAGAAGAUUCGAAGUGCAUGGAGCUGAUUUCAUCUUCUAUGAUUACAACUUACCAGAUAAGCUACCUGCAGAUUUAGAGCAUACCUUUGACCUGGUAAUAGCUGAUCCACCGUUCUUGUCUGAAGAAUGCAUAAGCAAAACAUCACAGACCAUACAGUUGCUAGCUAAAGAGAAAAUAGUUAUUUGUACUGGAGCUAUUAUGAAAGAAAAUAUAGAAAAAUUGUUAGGUUUGAAGCAAUGUGUAUUUCAACCACAACAUAGGAACAAUUUAGCAAAUGAAUUCUCCUGUUAUGCUAAUUUUGAUUUGGAUGAUGUGUUGAGAUGAAGUUUUUUUGAGACUGUUUUGUAUGUAUAUAUUGUUUUUUUAAGAAUAAAAUAAUUAAUAUUC
Messenger RNA from Pararge aegeria (speckled wood butterfly), 942 nucleotides. Its product is annotated as EEF1A lysine methyltransferase 1. The record is from RefSeq and is a predicted model, not a curated record. Bases 235 to 879 code for a protein of 214 amino acids. NCBI's taxonomy places the organism in Eukaryota, Metazoa, Arthropoda, Insecta, Lepidoptera, Nymphalidae. Gene Ontology annotation, molecular function: protein-lysine N-methyltransferase activity; nucleic acid binding. The transcript is spliced from 4 exons. Gene Ontology annotation, biological process: methylation.